This is a messenger RNA of Bombus huntii, 14567 nucleotides long. RefSeq names its product protein patched (gene ptc). The record is from RefSeq and is a predicted model, not a curated record. Bases 9010 to 12999 code for a protein of 1329 amino acids. Gene Ontology annotation, molecular function: smoothened binding; hedgehog family protein binding; hedgehog receptor activity. Gene Ontology annotation, cellular component: plasma membrane. The transcript is spliced from 12 exons. NCBI's taxonomy places the organism in Eukaryota, Metazoa, Arthropoda, Insecta, Hymenoptera, Apidae. Gene Ontology annotation, biological process: smoothened signaling pathway.
CAAAGAACACGCUACAUCACUUCGUUUUAUAUUCUGCGUGUCAUCGUCAUUACGGAACUAUCUAACUUUUUUUUUUUUGUAAAUAAUUCUUCCGUAAAAGCCUUUCACGACGCGGAAGAUAAUUAAAUACUUCGUUUUUCUUGGUACAACAAUAAUCGUUCGAAUACUUUCCUUGUAAAUUAGCUGACGCAUCUCCGUCGAUAAAAUUCGACAUUGGAAGCCACCGAGAAGCUCGCACGAACAAGGCCGUAGAGAAAAAACACGGUUAACUGCUGCAUGAACCUGUGAGAUACGUUCAGCUCCAAUUCUCACCGCCAGCGUAACCAUUUAAUUAACGCGUGACUCUGGCUCCGUGUAAUCAGCCGAUAAUUACCAAUCGUUGACCGAUCACGGUACCGACCGAACCCGCCACGUCGAUCGUAUCUCUAACACAGGCGCGUAUCGAGAGGGGAAACGAGGAAGAGGCAAGAAGAAUCCGCCGAGUCAACCAAGAUAAUGACAAUUGUUCGUCCAGAACGGAAUUUGUAGAAGAAUUGUCGGCUGGCCAAUACCGGAAGUCCACGUCCCCAUGGCGUUUCGGCGCCACACGGCCAGACAACAACGGCGGGCGUAUCGUCGUAGAUAAUCCAUCGACGAGAAGCACCGGUAGCUGUUCGUAGAUACAGAUAGCCACAGGUUACGAUCUUGUUCGUCCGUCUCUCUUGGUCUCAGCCAGCUGGUCUACACCCGUGAUGAAGAGUAACGAUUCGCCUCGUUACAAUGGUAAAGGACGAUCCUCUGUUGGAAGAGCCGCGCCUCCGAUCCUUGGCAUUAGUCAUCUCUGCAUUCGGCUUAACGAUGAUGUUGGACAAUACCGGCAGACGGAAAACCGCAAUUCUACAAAGUUCCUUUGAGGAGUAGAGGAUAUUGUAGGAAUUGAAAUAAGACUAGUUAGAAGGUUUUUGUGAUGGUUGUUCGAAUGUGUUGCUUUGUUCAUGGCACCUAGUUUUACGAUGUUUCGUCGGAGGAAAUUUGUUAAAGAUAUUCUAGAAAUUGAUAUACGUUAGUCUAUAUAGUUAUGAUGUUUGAAGUAUAUUUCUUAAAUUGUAUUGUUGUACCUAUAGUAUGUUUUACGGUAGUAUUAAUACACAUGUAUUAGCAGUUUUAUAGUAUGUUUAUAGUUUCACAAUGUUUCAUUGGACAAACACCUUUAUAUGUGAAAGAUAUUCUAGAAAUUGAAAUAUGGCUAGUUAUAAUGUUUUUGUAAUCGUUCUUUGAAUUAUCGAAGUGUUCCUUUAUGUACAGCAUGUAGUUUUACAAUAUUUCGUUGGACAAAUACUAUAUAAGAUAUUGUAGAAAUUAGUAUACGACUAGUUAUAAUGUUUUUCUAAUUAUUCUUCGAACGCGUUCCUUUAUCUAUAGUAUGUACUUUUAUAAUAUUUCAUUGGACAAAUACUAUAGAAGAUACUGCAGAAAUUGAUAUACCACGUAUAUCUAGUUAUUCUCUUUGAAUUAUUCUUGAAUAAUUAUAAUUCGGUAAGUGAUUGCUUCAGACGGAAAUUCAUUAAUAGUAUUCAUCAAUCGUAUCAAAACGAUUUAGAGAUGCCUUCGUUCAACAAGAAAUUAACGUAUAUUUCUGCUUUCCUCUUCGUACACGUUUUAGUAACAGAGAAAAUGAAAUUGACGAUACAACGUAACAUAUCAUUUUGAUUAUCUAACUUCGAAACAGUUAUCUGACGAUAAUAUAGAAAAAUCGGUCGAUAAGUAGUUGGAAAUUUGUACCUAGACUCGACGAACGAUCGAAAUCAACAAAAUCAUUUUUAAUCCUACUAAAUUUAAUUUGUCUAGUUACAUUAACCAUAUGUAUCUAUCUUGUUUCUUUUUAUGGAUAAUUUGCAACCUGUAGAGCGUUAGUAAUCGUACAACUUUAAUCGUUCGCGUUUGUGUAGAAACGGCCGUAAUAAAGAGUUGAAAAGGCGAGAAGGAGAAGAGAAUGUGCAAUUCGAUUACACGAAAACUGGUGAUACUAAUGAUAUGAGUUACUUUUACGCUCCCAUAAAGUCCUGGACAAUUUUAUUCCAGACAGUUAUCGAUACUUUCUCAAGACGAUGUACCGUUACGAAUUAUAUUCCCUAUUCGCGAUAUAAAUAUAUAUAUAUAUAUCUACACGAAUUACGUCGCAAGUAAGCUACCAGCGGUAAAUGAAUAUCUUAAUGCGAUAACUGCAAAUUGGCGGCGGUAAAAAAGAGGAGAUUAAAGCCUCGUUUGGCCGGUAGAAGAGAAGAAAAUGAAUAUAUAUUUGAAAUGUAAGAAUAUCUCAGCUACGUUCGUCAAUUAUUGGUUGAUUCGAUUAACAUGCAUACCGCGUAUUUUAUGCAAACGCGCUAAAAGCGAAUGAAAUGAUAUUCAUGUUAACGAAUGAUAUAUUAAAUGAUCGUAUAUUCAGUUUCCGUUUGAUAGGUUGACGUACUUAAAAUGGCAGAGAAAAAUACCCAUUAUACAGGGUGUCUGCAAAAUCAUGAUGCGAGCGGUCGGUUUCUCGACAAAAAUUAAUCGAAGAAAAAGAAGAUUUUUUUCGUUUAGGACUCCGUUUCUGAGAGAACUGAGUUUGAAAAUCCAUCAAAAACUCGUGUAUUAACUACUAACUUUCUUAACCACUUCUUUCUAUUUUGUUUCUGUUCAUGUCUGUAUUAUUAAAUAUGAACAGUAUCGUGAUUUGCUAUAGCUCUUGCACGACAUUAUUACUUUACUUUAUUCUCUGUUUAAUUUGAAUGGUUUCAUAAAUAAGGCAAAUAAUAAGGCCAGUACCUUUCUUAAGAAUCGCUUCAUUAACGAAGAAGCAAAUUGUCCAUAUUUAAUAACGUUUAAUAAUGCCUUGUUUAAGACACGAACAGAAACACAAGUUCAUAAUUGGAAAUGUGCAGUUAAUGCACAAGUUAAAACGAAGCCUCAAACAAAAACACGUUAUUCUUUCUUUCUCCACAUAUCCUUUCAUUUACAUUCACCAGCCGACCGCUCGUACCACGAUUUCCGAUUUCCUCUAUAUCAAAUGUAUAUCAGUUACAAUAAAGACAUUAAUAACGUCAACACAGUCGAACGUGCUGCCCGUGUCUCGACAACUUCCUAACUUCUUCUUGAAAACUCUACCGAAUCCCCAAAGCUGCGACCAAGCUAACUAACCACAAUGUCUAUCUCACAGUCAUCGAUCACGUCGGAUUAAGAUGUUGCACAGUCGCGUCUGCAUAUUCCGGCGAAUAAUAUUCGUAGCUCGUUACUGCUUUACUCAUUACCGGUAAAGAGAUCACGCGUCGAGCGAUCUCCUGUCGCGAGCACGGUAGUAGUCGACCUCAAAUUCAGCAAGUUAUUGCAACCCGACAGUAACACGGCAGAAGGCGCAUAGUAUCGGCGAUAGCCAGCUGCGGUAUCGACGGGAGACCUUAUUUUCGAUGGUAUCUGCGAAAUAGAAACAAACGAAUGGACGGACGGAUGGACGGACGUGUAUGCCGCAUUCCGUGUUUAUUAUUUUGCCGGUGGGUGGUCUGGAGAAGUCGAGAGCCGUCUUGGUGGCCGAUAGCAUCUCUCGUGUCUCUCAUGUGCACGCACCGUUGAGCGCGGCCAACGCAGUGAACGAACGUGGCGCACCGAGUCGUCUUGCGUAAGGGAAGUAGUCGACUUCUCUUCUUCCCCCACGCCCAUUCUCCAUUCUCUCAUCCCGAGAGUUUCUCCUUCUUCCAUGUUUCGCCGGCUGGUUCGGCCUUCUCUUCUCUCUUUUUCCGUCUGGUUACGUCGCUCCUUACUUCAUCGGCAUCUAUCCUUCUCCAUGUUACUCUUCGUUCAUUUCUUUUCCUUUUUCCUCGCCGUGCGUCGCUGGCGUACGUAUUUUUUCGUCUUAUUGUCGCUUAUUGUUGCCCGAUGUGUCCCCCUUCUUUAUUUCCCUCGUGUAUGACAUCGGCGCCUCCUUUUGUCCUUGUCGACGUUUCGACGUUUUCUGCUUUUAAAUCGAUGGGUUUUUAGUGGCGUUCUUCAUGUUAGGAGGCACAGGCGAAAGACCGGAUCGUGCGUCGUUUUGCCGGCUUUCUUCUUGCCUACGUUGGUCUUCAUCUUUUUCUUAAUUAAAUAUGUGCGUGCGUGCUUGGUUUUUACGUUGUCGCGAUUUUUAAGCUCGCUAAUGAAGAGCACGUAAGAUAGAUAAGAGGUGAGGAGAAAAUAAAGUGGCGAUGGAAGGACUCUUUUAAUGGAGAAAUAUCCGGAAUAUCCAUGGAAUCAUGAAACGAGUAUUUCAGUCAUGAAGAUAAUCCGCAUGGCGAUUAUACGCUACUCUGCUAAUUAGUUGUUAUGGCGUCAAUCUUCAACAUGUUUUAAUAGAUACUUAUGAACCGAGAAACGAUGAUUGUUCGUGUAAAAACUGGACGCCGAUCAUGGAAUAUCAAUAUUCGACGUAUGCAAACGCGAAACGAAAAAUCUAUCUGCCCAGAGAUUUUUGCAGGCCACUGCAUAUUUAAAAGACAGACAAGAACAGUAAAAGUCCUUUAAAAGAAUUAACGAUGAUAUUAAACAGCAAGAGAAAAAUACUUGUCAUUAUUACAGUAAAGAGCCAUAAGAACAGCUAUAAAAUACAGUCUUCUGGCAUUCAUAAAAUUCCAUCAUGGCAAUCCAACACAUCUAAUUAAAGUCAAUUUCGACCGAGAAAAAUUCUUACUUUUUACGCUACUGUUCCAGAACAGUAACGUUUCAUCGUAGAUGAAAGCACACAGUAGGAAGCCUGUAGAGAUGCAACCCGAACUGCAGCAGUGCACAUUGCGGAAAAUAGAUCUACAGGGGACUGCGGUGCGCCAGUCGUGCGCUCUGUUUCAUCCUGGUUGCGCGACUAUCUCGCUCUCGCACUCAUUAAGUCGAUGCAGCGUCGGCAAAGAUCAAAGCUCGUCUUCUACGGAGGACCGCUUAAUACUGGGUGGCGAGUUAAGAGUGUCGUAAAAAUUAUUAACGGUCCCUCCGCACGCUGUGCCUUAUCGCCAGAUCGGCAACUGCAGUAGGAUGUAUGUAUUCGUCGAAACCGCCACCAUAAUAUGCAAUGACAUUUCCACUCCUUUUUCGUUCUGCUUCGUGCCCUUAAUUCGUAUCCGAGACUUCGUACUCGCGAAAUUUAUUCCCUCGUCGAUCAACUAAUUUCUCUUUCAUUGAAGAUUUAUGAAUGUAUCGGAGGUUCGUCGUGUGGAACUUUCGAAACAGUGAGAAACAACCAAGCAAUAACCGAUCUUUGGUUAAACGUCUAUAAAUUAAAACGAAAGAAAAGCAACUAGAGGCAGGAUUUAAUUAAUGUCCUACGAUAUAUUAAUUUACGAUUAUCGAUGCUCGGAAAGAAGUUAAUGGUGGACCGUUUAAAAGCUUGUGAAGGUUUCCGUACAAAAGCCUGAUAAACACAGCGGUAAUUUCGCAACGCGAGAAGAACAGGUCGACCACCCGUUUUAUUUCUACGUGGCGCUGCGUCGCUUGUAUCGCGCGCGGAUAUUAUGUUACUGUUACGCAAACAACGAACGUCGGUGCUCCUUUGCACCGCUUUCGGGCUAACACGAACCGAUACUUGCCAUUUGAUUUUUCGUUUCAAUAUUAUCCGAAAUUAAUAUUUCCUAAUCGAUAAGCGCCAACUCUCUCGCCGUUGACAUUAAUGGGAAGUCUUUAUAGCGUUGUUGUAUCAAUCUCCUGUUCGAAGCUUCGAGACAGUCAACGAAAACUGCCACAAGGUCCCUGGAAUCGGAGAAGAAAAUAAAAAAGCAACGACCGUCCGUAUCAGAAUCGAAAAUUGUCUCGUAUUUGGUGGAACAGGGUGUCGGGCUCGGCAUCGCGGUGGGUGGUCUCGUAUUUAUACAUUACCUUUUUCGAUCUGCCAGUUUGUUUCGCUCUCUCCUUCUCCCUCUUAUUUAAUUUUCUCCGUUUGCUGCCUCUCUUUCGCUCUCGCCGCUCUCCUUUUCUGUCCUUCUUUUCACACUGGCUCCUCACUACACACGAGCCCCGUACACGUGUGUAGGAAUGUCGAGCGCGUGUGAGACUGUCCAAUGAACGUUGAGGCGUGCAACACGCGCGUGCAAGCAACAGGCGUGCACGCACACACGCAAAGCCAGGCACGGGAGUGGUGUACGACGCCUAAUGAAGUCGCAUCGUUAUGCAGAUAUUAUGAAGACAGGUUAAUAAGUUAAUCGUCCGGUGUAACGUUCUUCCCCGUGGCUUAAUGAACGCAUUCAAAACAGUUGCCCUCUUCUCUUCUUUACCUGGCAUAUUCGCCUUAUUGUUAGUUUUCUACGUGACUUAUCGUCCUUGAAAAUGUAUCGGAGAGUUUGGCACACAAGCGUUUGAUUAUAGUACAUAGACAGUAUACAUAUGCACAAGUACAGAAGUAUUGAAGAUAUAAAAAAAAAGUUCGAAGAAGUUGGUCAUAAUUUAUAAAUCAAUACGCGACAAAAUGUAAUGGACGAAAUUAUUAAAAUCGUACGUAUCGUUCGCAAAAAACGUUUGAUUCGAUUACACAUGCAGCAGAUAACAAUAAUAAUAAGGGAGGACGCAGUCGAACCCUAUAGUUGCGGCCGCCAAUCAAAUCAUAACCAGUGGCAGGGGAGACGCGUAUAAUCAAUUAUGCAGAUUCGCUUCAGUGGCGGUGGUGAAGAGACGGUGGCCGGUGAAGCAGUAAACUGCUGUAUUUCCGGUCCCGAUUAAUAUUGCCGAGAGCAGCAACGAUUCCGAUCUCCAGAGGCCCGUAAGGGAGUCGUGUUUACGUUCGAGUACAUCGGUGGCCCUCUUCCGCUCGUCUUCAACUCUCCACCGCACGUCGGCCGCGUACACUGCGCUUCAUGAAUCGCUCGGGCCUUCUCUACUAACACAGAAUGCGACAAGCGUAUACAAAAGUCCUCAAGACCGUGUGGAGGCAAUGACAAGGAAAGAGUAAUCGAGAGAGGAGUCGGAGAAGAAAGAAGGAGAUGCUGCGGCGAUCUGUAAGCGGCGUUGUGUGUCUCGUGCGUGUCACGUAGUCACUGCCAUGUGUGGGUAAUGUUUUUGCUCGAGGGGAAAUGGUACCGCGUGUGUGGUCCUGCGUCGAGCCCCCUGCACCCCUUCUGAUGGCACAUCGCCGUAUCCUAGCAACGUAGAACGCCACGCCGAUUCAGCCAAUCGCGAACGAGUUCCGAUCACUUCGGCCAAACUCGGCUCAUUUCGGCUCCGACGUCAUCGUUACCUGCAGUGACGUAUCGCUCUGCCGCGAAAAUUGGGAUAUACGAUAAGUCUCUCACGAUGAAUCGUAAUUUGUUUAAAGUUUUUCGCAUUAUUCAUUCAUGAUAGUGUAAACGAAACGUAUAUGAUGUAAAAGGUAUUGAUACGUACUUUGAUUAGAAAACAAAAUUGGUAUAGGAUUUUGUGUCAGGAUAUACGGCGAGGAGAUAAUUUUCAAAUGUUAUACUUAACAGAAAUACGAGCAACUUGUGUGAUUAAUUUAGAUUAGUUAGAAGUUGUUUCGAGGUUUAUAAAUAAUAAUAUAGGUAAGCGUGUAUAUAAAACGUUAUAUCGCUAUUGUCAUGUCGAUUACGGAUGGAAAUUGUCUUCGUAAUUUGUAUUAUCCGGCACUGUACCUUUUAAAAUCGUUAUUACAAAAAAAUGCAGAAUCAUAAAUUUGGUGGACGAGACCCAAAAUUCAUUGAAGCGUGCUCGUCGAAUUACGGUCCUGAAUGUUUGUGCAGCUCCGAUCUCGGCGAGUGGCGCUGUUGGAGGGGGGCCGUCAACUAUGGCCGGCGCUGAAGGCAGGCCACGAAAGAAAUGUGGCACCGCAUUUCGCUUAGUACGGACUUAGACUGCUCUAAGUGGCGGUCGUGUACGCCGGUGUCCGACCACGACGACGUCGACGUCGUCGUUUUAGAACGCGUGACAGAGAGAUAGCUAGACUUUAACGAGAGUUUCCAGCUGCCGUUGCUGAACUGUGGAACACUCUCGUACUCUCACGUCGCCUACGCCUCCUUGCGUAAACCGGAUGCUCGUCACUGCCGCGUUUAUACGAAUUCGGUAGCCGUGGCGAAUUUCCUCGAGCGUAGUGUGCAUAUUCGAACGAGAUCUAACUGUGUCAAGUGACAACGAUUGUGACAGUGACACCGAAGUGCGCGUGACUGCGUGCCAUGCCAGUAUUGUGCCGAUAGAAAAGACACGGUGAAUCGAAUUGAUCGUUAAACGUCGAGGCGUACGCGUUUAUUUUGCUUCUAUGACACAGUAAGAGGCACGUGUGGUGCUAGAGCGUGACUGUUUCCCGCGAAAACGUUGUAGUACGAUCGGGCAACAUUCUUGCCCCGGUUGUCGCGUGAUAUUUCAAAACAAGCAAACUCGCGUGUGCGCCCUCGUGCUUGUCGGCGGUACUGUGAAUCCCGCGAGAGGGAGAUACAGAAGAGAGAGGGAGUACGAGGAUCCCGCAUGCAAGUAGAAAAAGCGAAACACAGGGAUAGAGAAAGAGACAGAACGACGAGACGAAUUGGUGAAGAGAGAGCAGUCACGUAUUUACUCUUCUACGGUGGUACGAAGCUAACCUAAAAACCGAUACUCGGUCCGUUUUGUGCGUAUACCAUCGAUGGGCAUGAUACAUCUGCGCAUGCGCAGAAGAAAUUGUGUGUACCUCGUGCGCGAAUUUCGAUUAUCGUGCCCGUCGCAUGUGUACGGUGUCGACGAAUUGCGCGGUAAACAAGAAACACCGACUGAACGUGUGCUGUGACAAGUGUUUCUGGAAAGGUUCGUGCGAGAAUUACGUGCAACCGCGGUUUCUAACGAGUGUGCAGAGUGGAAUCGUUCCCUUUUCUUCCUUUCUCCAUUUCUCUUUCGUGUUCGUGUCUUGUUCGUGUUUCAUAAAACGUCCCGUGUCGCGUUCGGUAACGUUACAAUAUACGUGUAAGUCGAGAGAGGAGGAGAGCCGACGAAAAAUCUGCCGGAAAGAAAAACGUCACAUUGGAGGGGAUUAAGAUUAAAAAUAAUCAUACUGUGGAUUGUGCCGGGGCGAAUGUAUGACGGAUCAUGGUUUCUGCGUCCGGCCCUACAGGGAUCCUAGCGGGACGCCCUUCUGGUUCUCAGUGCCUUCAAGGUUCGCAAUCGUCGCAGAAUGGAUGUGCUACGAAAAAUCACAGCGAGAAGAAUGCCAAGACCGUGGAGAACGCGAAACAACGACACGAGUCGGAUCUUUAUAUCAGGCCAAGCUGGACCGACGCGGCGAUAGCGUUAGAUCAGCUCGAGAAGGGCAAAGCGGAAGGUCAGAGAUCUGCGGUUUGGAUCAGGGCAAGGCUGCAGGAUCAGCUGAGUCAGCUGGGCUACUUCCUGCAGAGGCGCGCAGGCAAGGUCCUCUUUCUCGCGAUCAUCGCUUUGGCUAUGUUCUGUGUCGCUCUCAAGACCGCUCAAGUUCACAGCAAGGUCGAACAGCUCUGGGUUCAAGAAGGCGGAAGGUUGCAAAAAGAGUUGACCUACACCUCGGAAGCACUGGGCGAAGCAGCCGCCUCGACGCAUCAGCUGGUGAUUCAAACACCAAGGCAUCCCGGGGCGAAUAUCUUGCACCCCGCCGCACUCAAGGAACACUUAGAAAUCCUGAAGGCGGCCACACAGGUCACCGUACACCUGUUCGACACCGAGUGGAGGCUGAAAGACAUGUGUUACGCGCUGAACAUACCCAACUUCGACAUGCACUACAUCGACCAGAUCUUCGAUAGAAUUAUACCAUGCGCCAUCAUUACACCCCUCGACUGUUUCUGGGAAGGUAGCAAGCUCUUAGGACCGGACUCUCCUGUGUAUAUACCCGGCACGCAGAUGCACAAGCCAGUGCACUGGACGAAUCUCAAUCCGUUGUGGAUGCUGGACGAGAUGAAGAAACUGCAGUUCAUGUUUCCCUUCAAAACUCUGGAGGACUACAUGAAGAGGGCCGGGAUAACGAACGGCUACCAAAGCAAGCCCUGCCUCGACCCAGCGGACCCUGAGUGUCCGGAAACCGCGCCCAACAAAAAAUCCCAGCAGGUACCAGACAUAGGAGCGGAAUUAACGGGAGGCUGUUACGGUUUUGCGGCAAAGUUUAUGCACUGGCCCGAGGAACUACUCGUCGGUGGUGCUAAGCACAAUAAGACUGGUCACUUGACCCGUGCAGCUGCGCUUCAGACCGUUGUGCAGCUGAUGGGAGAACGAGAGCUUUACGAUUUCUUCGACAACACCUACAAGGUACAUAAUAUCGACUGGUCCCAGGAGAAGGCAUCGCAAGUACUUAAAACCUGGCAACGAGCGUUCAGCAAUCAAGUGAAGAAGCACCUGGGCGCGAAUGGCUCAGCGCCGUACAAUCUGUACGCGUUCAGCACAACCACCAUGAACGACAUACUUGGGAAGUACAGCGAGGUGUCCGUUAUGAAAAUCGCCAUAGGCUGCGCACUGAUGGUACUGUACGCGGGUAUAGUCCUUCUUCGAUGGAAGGAUCCAGUGCGUUCGCAAGCUGGCGUGGGCAUAGCCGGUGUAAUGCUCAUCUGCGCAACUGUGGCCGCUGGUUUGGGGUUCUGCGCCCUCCUGGGAAUCCCCUUCAACGCAGCCACCACUCAGAUCGUCCCUUUCUUAGCUCUAGGACUCGGUGUUCACGAUAUGUUCCUAUUAACUCAUACUUACGCUGAGCUCUCGGUAAACGAAGUGCCCAGUGGAGAACAGACAGGAGUGGUUUUAAAAAGGACCGGCCUAUCUGUCCUUCUAGCAGGAAUCAGCAACGUGUCAGCGUUCUUCGCUGCAGCGAUAAUCCCAAUUCCUGCACUCCGAGUGUUCUGCUUUCAAGCUGGUAUCUUGUUGCUUUUCAAUCUGGCCGCUAUGCUGCUUGUUUUCCCAGCUAUGGUAAGUUUGGACCUGAGAAGACGACGUUCAGGUCGUUCAGAUAUACUCUGUUGCUGCCUACCAUCGAACGCUGGCAGAAAUAAGUACGCCAAUAGAAUGAGCAAUGGUACCGCGAAGCAAACUGUAACGAGGGCGAUACCACCAGAACGCCGUGAAACCUGCACGCAAAUCCUGACAUCGCAAAACGUGCAGAAUGAGUCCUGGGUCGGUGGAAAUAUCGAAGUGGACUCGGAUAAGCAAUGUAGCGAAGAAGACACCCUAACAGGAUGCAGUCAAGACGACUGUCUCACUUUCUCCUUAACCCAGUUAGCUGCGAAGCAUUAUGCUCCCUUUGUCACCAGACCAGCGACUAAGGUCUUUGGCAUGAUGAUUUUAAUCGCAGUUCUUGUUGGCUGUGUUUGGCAAGCUGUAAGGGUGAACGAUGGUCUAGAGCUGACCGAUCUGGUUCCACAGAAUUCCAAUGAACAUGCUUUCUUAGCUGCCCAGGCAAAGCACUUUGGAUUCUACAAUAUGUAUGCUGUUACCCAGAGGGAAUUCGAGUACCCUAACAAUCAAAGAUUGUUGUAUGAGUAUCAUGAUGCCUUCAUGAGGAUAAAGAAUGUGAUCAAGAACGAUAACGGAGGAUUGCCUGAGUUUUGGUUAAGUUUGUUCAGGGACUGGUUGAAAGGACUGCAGAACGCGUUUGAUAGGGAUUAUAGCAAUGGAUGUAUUACACAGGAAAGGUGGUACAAGAAUGCUAGUGACGAGGCAAUUCUCGCUUACAAAUUGUUGGUACAAACUGGUCACGUAGACAAUCCUAUUGACAAAUCGUUAGUCACUCAAGUCAGGCUAAUCGAUUCAGAAGGGAUCAUCAAUCCAAGAGCGUUUUAUAAUUAUUUGAGUGCAUGGGUGUCAAACGAUGUUUUGGCUUAUGGUGCUUCUCAGGCCAAUUUAAGGCCAGAACCAAGGCAAUGGAUUUAUACUAAUGAUCAUGAAUUAAAGAUUCCAAAAAGCAUGCCUCUGACGUACGCUCAGAUGCCAUUUUAUCUGCAUAAACUUACUGACACGCAAGAAAUUACAGAACUAAUUGGCAAUGUUAGAAAACUGUGCAAAAAAUUUGAGGAACGAGGACUACCAAAUUUUCCUUCUGGUAUACCAUUCCUCUUUUGGGAACAGUAUAUGGAUUUAAGAAAUUGUUUGGGUAUUGCUCUGUUAGCUGCUUUAACAGCCAGUGUUGCUGUCGUUGGAAUAUUAUUGUUGAAUUUCUGGGCAGCUUUGUUAGUCGGCACUUCUCUUGCUGCUGUGGUACUACAACUCUUUGGAAUCAUGGGCCUCUGCAAUAUAAAACUGAGCGCUGUUCCUGCUGUUCUGUUGGUCGUCAGCAUUGGAAUUGCUGUGCACUUUACAGUGCAUAUUUGUCUGAGUUUUGUUACGAGCAUUGGAAGCAGAGAUAGAAGGAUUCGGUUAGCUCUGGAGCACAUGUGCGCACCUGUAAUUCACGGAGCAAUAACAACUUUAUUAGCAGUCGUGAUGUUGGCCUUCUCCGAGUUCGACUUCAUCGUUCGGUAUUUCUUCUUGGUGUUGCUGUGUCUUAUUGGGAUCGGUUUGGUGAAUGGAUUAUUCUUUUUCCCCAUCCUGUUGUCUUUGAUCGGCCCAUCUCCAGAAGUAAUACCCAAUGACCAUCCGGAUCGUAUUUCUACGCCAACUCCACCUGCCUCGCCAAUCGUCAGAAGAUCGAAACCUCCUGCACCCCCCAGGAGAUCGUACAAAAUUGAUAACGCCAGGUUACACGCUGAACCAUCUCUCACUACCAUUACAGAGGAACCCAAUUCAUGGCACAGUACACAGGAGUCUUGUAUUAUUGUUCAGCCAGAGUUGAAGGUUGAAACGACAUCAACUUGUGGCAACCAGAACUGUAGCGGAUCAGAUACAAGUGGGUCUAGUCGAAUGUCACCAGUGACAUCUACGUCUCAUAUCACAACCAAGGUCACUGCGACGGCUAAUAUAAAGGUUGAAGUUCAUACACCGUUAACUAUAGGUACAGUGGAUCGUAGCGAAAAAUGCAGACACACGACUUCCAGUAGCCGAAGGAGCUCGCGCUGCAGUGCGAACGUUAAUGCUGGGGAGUCUUCCGGUUCCGGUUCUGAACCGGAUUCAGACACUAACCCAAAUAAACACUAAUAAUAAGUACCGGGAAGACCGGCAGCUGCUGCUCAAAUACCAUGCAAAGCGGGAACAUACAGAAGGCUGACUAGGAUAGAUUUAUAGUUUCUUUUCUUCUUUCUUUUCUUUAUACAUCGUAUGGCGAUGUGCGGGUACCCAAAGUUUAAAUAGCAAUGGCUUUAUUCGAGAUAAGUUCGCGUAAUGUUCUCACAUGACACGUUUCACCUCUCUCUUAAUCUUUUGUAAACUAGAUAUACGAACUAAUCUAUUCACUGCCCUUAUUUUAUAUAAAACACCGCGGACGAACAACGUGGAAAGCCAAUGAUCAGAGUUUACCAGGUACUCUCACAUCGUUAAUAACGCAACGUGCUUGUCCUCUUUGAAUUAAAGAACAAAAGUAUUAUGACUCAGAAAUACUGAAUCGAUACACGCAGUGAUACAUUGUAUAUAAAUGUCCGCGAAAAUGCAUUUAUAUUUGUAUCGUACGUCCAAUGCGGGCCAUACGUACGAACAGAAUGUUCGUAAUUCACUUUUAACGCAUUGAACGUGUGAUAAAUUAUUGGGAUAUAUAUAUAUAUAUAUAUAUACAUAUAUAAAGUAUACAUAUAUAUACAUAUAUAUAUAUAUAUAUAUAUAUAUAUAUAUAUAUAUAUAUAUAUAUAUAUAUAUAUAUAUAUAUAUAUAUAUAUAUAUAUAUAUAUAUAUAUAUAUAUAUAUAUAUAUAUAUAUGUAUGUAUGUAUAUGUAUAAAAUGAUAUUUUUAACGAAUCUACUUAGGAGCAUGUCAAAGAAAAUGCUUUACUACACGCUCUGUGGUAUACGACAGUUUCCAUGAAACUAUAAGGAUAUUAUUUUAUGAACUAGAAAAAUUUCAACGUCUGUUCUAUAAUUGUUAAUAAUACGACGAAGAUUGAAAAACUGGAAAUGUUUCGGGUGUUUAUAGAACUUUUCCUAACAACUUAUUGUAAAGUCCGUUAUACAAAACAAACCUAUUAUAUAGUAACAUAUUUUUGGAAACGUUUAUCCGUCAGAAAUAUAUAUGUAUAUAUAUAUUGAGACGUUUUCUUUUCUAGAAGAUACUAAUAGUAUUAUGCGCAUAAUAUGUAGUUUGAGAUUUUUGCGGACAAUACAUGACUUUCUUAUUGGGUCUAAUUACGUGCAGAUUAAUCGUUGGUACCCUUUUGGGUAUAUAGGUGACCGAAGGUUUACAGAUUACAUUUACGUAAUACUGUUUAGGGAGAACUUUCUAAUUUAGAAGUAAUUACGACGAUGUAGCUCUCUUGCGCCGUUUUUUUGCAACGACUACAAUGUGGUGCCUUGAAAAUGAUAAUAAAAUUUCGAGUAACUAUUUAUUUUAUACACUAACAGUUAUAGUGCAGUGUGUAUAUGACUUCGAGCGAUAUUAAAUUUAAAAUCUAUUUAUUAUUUAUUUCUACGUGUCUACUUUGAUAUCACGAUUAUUUAAAGCGUUUCGUUUUGUACAAUGCCUAUUUCAUAUGAUAAUUUGUAAAAAUACUUCAUUAUUUAUGUCACCCUAUAUAUUUUUAUAUAAAAUCGUUACUUAAUUUAAUAAAAUAAGUCGAUCUA